This is a messenger RNA of Paramecium sonneborni, 414 nucleotides long. NCBI's taxonomy places the organism in Eukaryota, Ciliophora, Oligohymenophorea, Peniculida, Parameciidae. The record is from the annotation of a GenBank genome assembly.
AUGAAAAGAUAAAAAUAAUUUCAAUUCAACCUCAAUGAAAAACUUCAAUAGCCUUAUACACCUUUAAGAAUGAGUCCUAGCUUUCGAAUUAAAUUUUAAAGUCCAACAAGAGUUUAAAAGAUAAAAUUUAUUUAUCAAAAGGAUAUUAAGGAAUACGAGAGUCAUUAUUUUGAUUAAUUUGCUGAUGCUUUUCGUAUUCCAACAAUACAUACUUCAAGAGCGUAAUUUUAAUAAUUUGAUAUUAGUGCAAGUUAAAAGUAAACCUAAAGACAAUUGAGAUAAGAAACACCAAACUAUAUUUAUUUCAAUCACAAAGAUUCUAAAGAUUCUGAUUAAGAGAAUGAUAAAAUUUAAGAGUUUCUAAAAAUAGUAAGAGGAAAAAAACAAGUCAGAAUUAUUGAACAUUAAUAAUGA